Molecule: messenger RNA, 3438 nt
Organism: Rhincodon typus (whale shark)
Lineage: Eukaryota; Metazoa; Chordata; Chondrichthyes; Orectolobiformes; Rhincodontidae
Gene: elavl4
Product: ELAV like neuron-specific RNA binding protein 4
Exons: 7
Coding region: 174-1307 (377 amino acids)
Cellular component (GO): ribonucleoprotein complex
Molecular function (GO): RNA binding
Source: RefSeq, a predicted model, not a curated record
UAUGUAACGAUCAUAAAGCAGAAACAAAAAUGAGUGGUCCUGGGGGAGUUUAGUGUGCAUUUCCUACUGCGACACUGUUGCAAAAAGCAUUGCAGUUUGAAUGAUUGACGGCUGAUGUAGCGUCUUGUGGCGGCUUUUGUUACAUUCGUUGAUGCCUGAGCAGUUUCGCAUGCAUGUACGCCAAGAUAGGGGGGAGGAUGCGUUUAAAAACUCAGAUAAUCAGCACCAUGGAACCUCAGGUGUCAAAUGGCCCUUCAUCAAACACUCCGAAUGGCCCAUCAAGCAACAAUAGAAACUGUCCAUCACCUAUGCAGACAGGUGCUCCUACAGAUGACAGUAAAACCAACCUCAUAGUCAACUAUCUUCCCCAAAACAUGACACAAGAAGAAUUCAGGAGUUUGUUUGGGAGCAUCGGUGAAAUAGAAUCAUGCAAACUUGUUCGAGAUAAAAUUACAGGGCAAAGUUUGGGAUACGGUUUUGUGAACUAUGUAGAUCCAAAGGAUGCAGAGAAAGCAAUUAAUACUUUAAAUGGGCUUAGACUUCAGACCAAGACCAUAAAGGUUUCUUAUGCUCGUCCAAGUUCUGCAUCAAUUCGUGAUGCUAAUUUGUAUGUUAGUGGCCUUCCUAAAUCUAUGACUCAGAAAGAAUUGGAGCAGAUGUUUUCACAAUAUGGCCGAAUCAUCACUUCCAGAAUUUUAGUUGACCAAGUCACUGGUGUUUCUAGAGGAGUUGGAUUCAUUCGUUUUGAUAAACGAAUAGAAGCAGAGGAAGCAAUCAAGGGACUCAAUGGGCAGAAACCUUCCAGUGCUACAGAACCAAUAACUGUGAAAUUUGCCAAUAAUCCCAGCCAGAAAACAAACCAAGCACUACUCUCACAGUUGUAUCAGUCACCUAGCAGACGUUAUCCUGGGCCACUGCAUCAUCAGGCUCAGAGGUUCAGGCUGGACAAUUUGCUUAAUAUGGCCUAUGGCGUAAAGAGAUUCUCCCCAAUCACAAUUGAUGGCAUGACCAGCCUUGUUGGAAUGAAUAUUCCUGGACACACUGGAACAGGCUGGUGUAUCUUCGUCUACAACCUUUCGCCUGACUCAGAUGAAAGUGUUCUCUGGCAGCUGUUUGGACCAUUUGGAGCCGUAAACAAUGUCAAGGUCAUUCGUGAUUUUAGCACAAACAAAUGCAAGGGAUUUGGGUUUGUCACUAUGACAAACUAUGAUGAAGCAGCCAUGGCAAUUGCAAGCCUAAAUGGAUACCGCUUGGGUGAUAGAGUUCUGCAAGUAUCAUUCAAAACCAACAAAACCCACAAGUCUUGAAGUGCAGAUGUAGUGUUACAUUCAUGAACAAAUGGAACUUAAAAGGCUUAUACUAAAAAUGGACUUCAUAAGCCAGUGUUGCCUAAGUAUUAACAUAGGAUAUCCUGCGAUCGAGCAGGAAAUGAUUUUAUAAUGCUAGAAGACUUUGAUGCAUUGAAUGUUCUUUCAUAGCUGUUGUUGUUCAAAAUAUUCAUAGAUAAAAUGUGCAGGAGUUUUUACCCAGCCUGCUACUUUUUCUACCUUCUUUGAAGGUGGACCUUUUUAAGUCACCCAUUCACAUUUAAAAGGUGAAAAUACAUUUGACAGUUUUGAAGAAAAACUUCUCAAAAAGAAUACAUUUGAAUUGAUUUGUUAAAACAGCCACCAUCCCCACCCCAACUCCCCCCGCAACUCCCAACAAUCCUAUUCGAGAAACAGAUCUGCUGAAGCACUUCUGCAAAUGUUUUAGUUAUUCCCUUUCCUUUGAAUCAUGUAAACAUGAAGUAUUUCCUGGUUGGGAAGGGGAAUAGGGGGACCUGAUGACAUGACUUAACUUAAACAAUGUUGCCAAAGAGAUGGUCUCUUUGCUGAAAAUGGGUUUCAAAAGAUCUAUUUUUAUAAUAAAAAAGGAGAAUUUUUACAGGAUCUGGAUUUGAAAAAAAAUAUUUUGACUGGCAAAUAUGGGGGAUAAAGGACAACUUUGUCAAGUUCAUACUGUACUGGUACUUUUUAGGAUCAAAAUGUAUGUUUUAAAUUGGGAUGUAGGUUGUUUUUUUGAACGAUGGGAAAAAACAGAUGAUCAUAUCUUUCGUAGAGUAAUAAUUGGGAGCGAUCUCCCCAGGCACACAGUUCCCCACAGUCAAAACCCAAAAGCAAGGAGAUUAGUUGCUAGAAAGUUUUUUUAAAGUCAUCAGUAACAGCCGGGCAAUAUCAUUAAAAUUAAAGUUUUUUCCUAAAAUAAAUAUCAAAACUUCCUUUGUCGAAGCAGUAGGUAGGUGCUAAUGAAAUUGCAUAUCUUUAAACUCUAGGUAUGAACAUACGCAUUACUUGUUUAUCUGAACUGUUGUUACUUGUUUGUGUUGGAUUUGUUGACAACUUUGAUUCCAUUGUAGUCCUUAAUAUUCCAUUUUGACAGACAGGACACUAUUGAUAUUGUUUCAUUCAAUCAUUUAUUUAUUUUAUUGCUGAUCUGAUGCAUUUGCCAAAUUAAAUUUAGCUAGUUAGUUAUUUGUUUAUUUUAUCUAUUGAAAAAUGUUUCUUAAGUUUGUGUCAUGUAUAUAAAGAUUGAUUUGUUUUUAUUUAUAAAUUGUAUGAACUUGGUUGUUUUGUUAAUAUGGCAAAAUGGUUCCAGGCGAUACUAAGUGAGACUUAAGUAUCUAAGUAUUUACUUGUGCAGAAAUAACAAAUAUUGUUUAAUAUAUUGUCAUGUUGGUUGUGAAUAUUUUUUCUUCAUAUUAGGGAUGGGCAGGUUGCUUUUAUUUUCCAUUAUGCAGAGAGGAAAAUUGAGCUACGGGAACAAAAUGGCUGAGGGAGGGCUCUCCUUAGUCCAAGUGCACUGAUAACUUUAGUAUGUUGUGCUUUGUAAGAGUAAAAAGGUCAUGCUCUUCCUUGGGUACUAGAAAAGUUACUCGCUAUGCAUAAUAUAGUUGAUAGUUAAAUUUGCUAUUGCUUUUGUCUUGUUAACCUUUUCAAUAACGUUGUCUUAAUGGUAUUGUUGUUAUGGUUAAUGUGCUUAUUUUGUGCAUUUUUCAUGCUAAACCCACUAACUGCAUGUAAAGGAAUAAUUUUACAUUGAAGGUGGACUUAUAGUGAGCAAGUAUGUAAGAAUGCAUCAUAUAACUUUUCACUAAAAAUGCUAGACUAGAACCCUCAUGCAAUGUUCAGGGAUUGUACUAUAUUACCAUCUGCUGUGAAUGAGCUGAAUUGCUGGGAGAGUUUGCUGCAUUUACUGAGCAUUAGUGGGGAAGGCAUGUAAAAUUUUCUCUACAAUGUGUUUGUUUCAUUGGGAUAUUUCUAGGACCAGACAGUAAAAUAUACACUUCAAUAAUUAUGAAUGACUUAAUGUUAGCAUAGCUAAUUUAGAUUAUUUCUGAAAACAGCUGUAAAUGUUUUUUCAUAAAACUGUUGUGUUGAAUUAUUUGUAAUUUUAAUG